Messenger RNA from Plasmodium berghei ANKA, 3096 nucleotides. RefSeq names its product conserved protein, unknown function. Bases 1 to 3096 code for a protein of 1031 amino acids. The transcript has a single exon. The record is from RefSeq and is a predicted model, not a curated record. Lineage: Eukaryota; Apicomplexa; Aconoidasida; Haemosporida; Plasmodiidae.
AUGGAAAACCACAGUGCGCAUUCGAUAGAUAUAAAGUCAGAAGACUUUGUUGUUUUAAUAGCAUUGCAAAGCUUACAAACAUUUAUAGUAACUGGAUAUGCAGCUAUUGAUAGUAAAAAGUUAAUUUGGGAUUUUAAAUAUUUAUGGACAGUACUUCUUGGAACAAUAUUAUUUAUAUCUUCAUUAAUCAGUUUUGUUAUAAUUAGAACAUUUGUAUAUUCAAAAAAUAGUAUAGGAAAAUAUAUAUUAGAAUUAUUAUUCUUUUUUAGUAUAAUAAUUACUUGCAUAUUAUCAAUCAUAUUUGAUUCUUUUAAAAUCUCAAAUAUGCAAUUAUUAUUUUUUGCAUUUUCACUAACUGGAUAUUCUUAUUAUAAUUUAAUAACAUUAUUAUUUUUUAGUGUAUUAUCGGGUAUAUUAAUUCAAUACAACAUAGCUAUAAGUGGAUAUAUGCUAAAUGCUAAAUAUUUACUUUUCAGUGAUAUAAUCUCAUACACUUUACAAAUAAUAGGUGGGCAUGCAUUGUAUUUUCGUAUGUAUAAAUUAUGUAACUUGAUUGUUAUGUCAAAAAAAAACCCUUGUAAAUAUGUAGUAAUAUCAAAAGAAGUUAAAAAUUUAGAAGAACAAAUAUUUAAAAAAUUAAUUAAAUCAUAUAUUUGUAUUAAUUCAAAAACAUAUUCAGAUACUUCAAGCGUAAAUAAUAAUAGCAACAAUGAGCAUAAAUCCAUAAGAGAUGGUUUUCUUGAUCUCAAAUUUAAAUCUCUAAAUGUGCAUAGAGACAGUAAAUAUAUGAGAAAAUACAAAUUAUUAAACAGUGCAACUGAAUUCAAUCAUACUGAUAGUUUUUCAAAAUAUUAUAAUACAACACAUUCUAAAUUAUAUCAUAAUCCUAUAUCAAAAAACUCCAAUCUAUUUCCACUAAAAAAUUAUUCAAAUACAAAACAAUCAAAUAUAGAAAAUCAUGAAUUGGCAAUCCAAAUUAAAGAAUCUAGUACUGACGAAAAUUUAUCACAACAUAAAGAUAAACACUCAUUAGAAUCUUUGACAAACCAUCAUUCAGCCAUUAAUAUACCUGAUAAAAACACUCGAGUUGGAGUUCAUUUUUCCAAUUUUGCGAAAAAAAUAGCUAAAAAAUCUGAUCAUAGGCAACAUGAAUUAAUUGCCUCAAUUGGAAAAAGUAUCAAAAGAGAUGCAAAACAAACAAAAAGCAAAUUAAGACAUGAAAAUAUUAAGCAUAAUAAAGGUAAUAAAAAAAAUUCAAGUAAAGAAAUAUACAUAGGAAUAAGUUCUGAUAAUUCAUGCAACUCUAACUAUGACACACAAAAUGAAUAUGAAAAUACACAUCCCGCUAAGAAAAAAUACAAUCAAAUUAUUAACAAAAAUAAACCACAUAAUAUAUAUCCAUAUAAUGAAAAAGUGGUAUAUCAAGAUUCUGUUAAAGCUUGUACAAAGAUUCCCAUACAUGAAUAUAAAACAGAAAUGUCUAAAAAUAAAAUAAAUCAUAUUCAAAAUUAUAAUUGCAAUAUUUUAUCAUGCAUUUAUUAUGAACAAAACAGUACUAUGAAUAACAUUCACAUUGCGAAUAAAAAUGAAAAUAAUUAUAUUCAUAAAAAUUAUAAAAUAUAUGAUCAACCAAAUUCCACAAAUAAACCAAGUGAUAAUAAUAAUUAUGAUGAUAUAACGGCUACUGAACAUACUAUUAAUAUAUUAAAUGAUGGAUUUCCUGAAAAACCCGAAUUAAUAGUAAACGAGCAAAACUUAUCAAAAGAUGGCAUAUUCCAUUAUAAAACUAACAAAGGUAGUAUAUUGAGAUACAAAAAUAAAAAUUAUUUUAAUGAUGAUGAAUCAUAUAAAUUUAAAAAAUCUUUAGACGCUAAUAAUGAUGCCAAUUCAUAUAUAUAUCGAUCAAUUAGCUGCAACAUAAACAACUGUAACAAUAAUAAUAAUAAUAAAAUUACAAAAUUCACACACCCAUAUUGUAACAAAAAUAACGAGCUAAACUAUAUCAAUAAUCAUAGAUUUAAUUAUAAAUAUGAUAAAUCUAAAGCAUUAAAACAACAUCAAAUUAUGGAUAAAAUAAUAGAACUUGAUAUAUACAAUACUGAAGGUUAUGUAAAAACAUAUAAUAAAAAUGGAAUAUAUUCUAUUGCAAAAAAAAAAACAAAAAAAAUUUCAGCAAAAAACGGAAAAACAUAUACUACAAUAUUUCUUGAAAAUACAAAAAUUAAUUUACUAUUUAUAUAUAUUCCUAGAUUUUUUAAAACUAUUUUAGAUGUAUCAAAAAAAACCUUUCUCAACUUAAAAAAAAAAAAAAUAUUAAUGCAAAAUGCUAUAUGGAAAAAUAAAAUAUUUAUACCUGAAUCAAAUGCAGUUGGUUUAUUCAAAAAUCCAAACAUAGAACAAUGGUAUUUGUCAUGGAUGGAUGAAUUUAACAAAAAUAUUAUUAUCAGAACAUGCUAUAUGAAUAUAUAUUUAAUUAUAUAUAUUAUGUUAUUAGAUUUUAUUACAGCGUAUAAAUUAUAUAAUUCUAAUAUUAUACUUAACUCUUUAAAAAGACAUAAUUUUUUAAAAUACUAUAUCCCAAGAUCAAUUAUCAAUAUUUUCAUAUAUAUUUUUUACAUACUUUUUAUCUCUAAAAUGAAGAAAAGACAAUAUUGUAAUAUUAAAAAAUAUUACAAUUCGACAUUACUAUUAUGUCUAGCUAAAUUUAUUAUAACGUCUUUUGAUAUAUAUAUAUCCCUUACCUCUUUAAAAUAUUUUACAUCACCAUAUUAUAUAUAUAUGUAUAUACAUAUGCUAACUAUCCAAACUACUAUAUUGUUAAUAGUUAGAUAUCCUACACAAUAUUUUCUAUUCUUUAUAUAUAUUAUUAUGUUUAUCUCUUUAUAUUGCUCUUUUGCAAUUAUCAAAUCAUUUAUGGAAUUUAGCUUUAUUAUCACAUGCAUAUCAUUUAAUAUAAUAUAUUCAUAUGUAUUAUGCUCAAGAAUAAUUGAAACAAACCGAAGGAUAUUAUUCUCAAAAUACGAGUUACCAUAUAUAUUAUACCUGAAGGAAAUUGUGCAUUGUUUAAGUACUAGCCCUAGUUGGAAAUGUAACUAG